CUACCUAACUCUCGUUGAUUGGUCCUUUAACUAUGCUAAAGCUCAUGGAGGAGAUGACACCGGCAGUUGCAAUGACUCUGAGCUUAGCAGCUAACACCAUGUGUGAAUCAUCGCCUGUGGAAAUCACUCAGCUUAAGAACGUUACUGAUGCAGCUGACUUGUUAUCUGAUCAAGAAAAUCCAAGCUUUUGCAACGGAGGGACUGAAUGCGCUAUGGAAGAGGUAGGUGAACCUGAUUUGUUGAAAACUUUAUCCGAUACGAGAAGCGGGUCUUCUAAUGUUUUUGAUGAAGACGAGGUAUUGUCUGUUGUGGAGGAUAAUAGUGCUGUCAUAAGUGAGGGCUUGUUAGUUGUUGAUGCAGGCUCUGAAUUAAGCUUGUCUGAUACAGCUAUGGAAAUAGAUAAUGGGCGAGUGCUUGCAACAGCGAUUAUCGUAGGCGAAUCAAGCAUUGAGCAGGUUCCCACCGCGGAAGUUCUUAUCGCGGGUGUGAAUCAGGAUACAAAUAGAGAAGAUGGUUCAGGUGUAACGGCUUCGGAGGUUGUCAUUCGAUUGCCAGAAGAAAAUAGUAAUCAUCUGGUGAAAGGGAGAAGUGUUUAUGAACUAGAUUGUAUACCGCUUUGGGGCACGGUUUCCAUUCAAGGUAAUAGAUCUGAGAUGGAGGAUGCUUUUGCCGUGUUACCUCAUUUUCUGAAAUUGCCCAUCAAAAUGCUAAUGGGGGACCAUGAGGGUAUGAGUCCAAGCCUCACACAUCUCACUGGUCAUUUUUUCGGUGUUUAUGAUGGUCAUGGAGGCCAUAAGGUUGCUGACUAUUGCCGAGAUAGACUCCAUUUUGCUUUGGCUGAAGAAUUAGAACGUAUAAAGGACGAAUUAUGCAAGAGGAACACAGGAGAGGGUAGGCAGGUCCAGUGGGAAAAAGUCUUCACUAGUUGUUUUCUAACCGUCGAUGGUGAGAUUGAAGGAAAAAUUGGCAGAGCCGUUGUUGGUUCUUCUGAUAAGGUUCUUGAGGCUGUUGCCUCUGAGACCGUAGGAUCAACUGCUGUGGUUGCUUUGGUUUGCUCAUCACAUAUAGUAGUUUCUAACUGCGGUGAUUCAAGGGCCGUUUUAUUCCGUGGCAAAGAAGCCAUGCCCUUAUCAGUUGAUCACAAACCAGAUAGAGAGGAUGAAUAUGCAAGAAUAGAAAAUGCUGGAGGCAAAGUCAUACAAUGGCAAGGCGCACGUGUUUUUGGUGUUCUCGCCAUGUCUAGGUCCAUCGGUGACAGAUAUCUGAAGCCAUAUGUGAUCCCAGAACCGGAAGUGACAUUCAUGCCUCGGUCAAGAGAAGACGAGUGUCUGAUACUAGCCAGUGACGGUCUUUGGGAUGUAAUGAACAACCAAGAAGUUUGCGAAAUAGCAAGGAGACGAAUCUUGAUGUGGCACAAGAAGAACGGAGCACCGCCUCUAGCAGAGAGAGGCAAAGGAACAGACCCAGCUUGCCAAGCCGCGGCUGACUACCUCUCAAUGCUUGCUCUUCAAAAAGGAAGUAAAGACAACAUCUCCAUCAUUGUGAUUGACUUGAAAGCUCAAAGAAAGUUCAAGACCAGAACCUGAAGCUUAAUUACAAACAGUACGCUUACUUACUUUUUUUUUUACUGGGGUUUGAGAGAUGUGGCAAAUGAAAUUGUAAUUGAAACUAUGUCACAUUAACCGUCUUGCAUUUCUCUUUUCUUUUUACUAUCCUUUUCUAUUGAUUAACUUAACAUUGAUUGAGACGAGAGUUCUGGAUCUUAGGGAUUCAAUGUUGUUUUUAAGGUUUGAGUUUAAUAAGUAAAUAACCAGAACUUUAUUCA
Molecule: messenger RNA, 1825 nt
Organism: Arabidopsis arenosa
Lineage: Eukaryota; Viridiplantae; Streptophyta; Magnoliopsida; Brassicales; Brassicaceae
Source: the annotation of a GenBank genome assembly